Messenger RNA from Limanda limanda (common dab), 448 nucleotides. Its product is annotated as cytochrome c oxidase subunit 8A, mitochondrial-like. The coding region runs from base 90 to 317 and encodes 75 amino acids. NCBI's taxonomy places the organism in Eukaryota, Metazoa, Chordata, Actinopteri, Pleuronectiformes, Pleuronectidae. The transcript is spliced from 2 exons. Gene Ontology annotation, cellular component: mitochondrion. Gene Ontology annotation, biological process: mitochondrial electron transport, cytochrome c to oxygen. The record is from RefSeq and is a predicted model, not a curated record.
GAAAGCAUUUGAGUGGGCAGGUGUGUGGUGUGAGGUGUUUAAGGCCUUCCCCUCCAGCAGCCUGCAGCUCACUCAGGUUCUCUACUGAUAUGAAGAUGUGUGGGCUGCUCACCGGACUGCUCAGGCCUCGACUGGCUUCUCUCCCGAGGGCACGAGUCAUGGUUCAACAAAAAGCGACCUACGUCCACAGCAAACCGCCUAAAAAUAAAGUCGGUGCACUGGAGUCUAUGUUCGUGCUGACUGUGAUGACUCUGACAGUGAUGGUGCCCUCUGGUUGGGUCCUGGCGAACCUGGAGGACUACAAAACACGGAAGUGACGAAUGCAGCCUUGAAAGCAUCGUCUUUACCCGUGAAAACCACGUGUUUGCUGUAAUGUGUCAUUUGAACCUUUUUGUGUGAGUCUCGGGGACGUGAUGUUAACACAAUAAAAGCAAGUCUCUCAAUUUAA